Epinephelus lanceolatus (giant grouper) is the source of this 2238-nucleotide messenger RNA. NCBI's taxonomy places the organism in Eukaryota, Metazoa, Chordata, Actinopteri, Perciformes, Serranidae. The record is from RefSeq and is a predicted model, not a curated record.
UCCAUGAAGUAUCUGCGUGUCUGAGGUACAACCGACGGCCUACUUGCCCUGACGCCUCUGUGGGGGUUCAUAUCCCCACCCCCCCUCCUUCUCACCACAGGAAAAGCCAUAGUCUGGGAAACAACAUGAUGUGUCAGUAUGGCAUGUCAGAAAGCAGGAGUGCCACGUUUCCCAUAGACAAAGCACGACACCUGCUGGAUGACAGCUUCUUAGAGUCUCAGAGUCCAGUCAGAAAUGAUCCACACAGUACAUCUGUGUCCAAUGGCCUGUCAUUAGGCAGCAGUGAAAGCUCUUUUGGGGAGGAGCUGUCACCUGGAAUGGAGAGGGGCCGCAUGUACGCAACACUAGGCCCAAACUGGAGGGUCCCACUUCGCAACUCACCCCGGAGCCGCAGCUAUGUUUACAGCUCAUCUGCUGCCAACUCCUGCUAUGGAUGCAGUGAUGCCAGCAGUGUCACUAUUGAAGGACCCCUGCGAAGGAAAACUCUGCUUAAAGAGGGACGGAAGCCCAAGUUGUCAUCAUGGACCAGAUUUUGGAUCACUCUGUCUGGAUCAACACUGAUAUUUUUUGGGGCAAAAGCACUGAGGGCUUCUGAGAGGAAACAUUAUAAGUCCAGCCCUUGUAAGAAGGUGUGUGUGACUGGAUGGAUGGUGGUGCUGCCAGAUGACCCUGCCAGACCCAAUAUCUUCCAGCUCAAUGACCCAGACAAAGGCAACGUUUACAAGUUCCAAACAGGAUCCAGGUUUUCAGCGAUCAUCUGGCACAAAAACCUGGAAGAGGCUUGUAGGAGCAGUAGACCUCAGUUACCAGCAAACCUCAUGUCAUUUGAAUGAGAGCAGACCUUACCCAGUGGGACAUAUUGUGCCAAAUCCAUUUGUUUGGGAAGUAUAGACUCAGUGAUGGAAUGCAGUGGAAUUUGAAGGUAUCCACUGAAAUGGGAGAGUCGAGAAGCAUCCAGUACUUUAAAAGAAGCUCUUUAAUACUGGAUGUGGGACUGCAUAUACCAACACACUUGCUUUCUCUUUCACCGGGACUUAACAUAAUGUUAACUCUGGAAGAAUCCAGCCAAUUCAAGACUUUGGUGAGAUUGACCCAUGUGGAACUGCUAUUGCAAUUUUUUUCUGCAUUUCAGCAUCGUACUGGAGGAAGAGUAGGGCAAGGACAUCAACACACAUAUCCACUUGUGAACUUGGAUCUAUGAGAAAAGAACUGGAGUUGUGAGCAUGAAAACGUGACCCUGCCCGAAGGUCUCAUUAUUACCAUUAAUGAGCAGCACUGUAGCCAAAAGAACAGCCGAUGAGUUUUCAUCACGUUCAGCCCUGUGGACUGAAUGAAUGUGAAUGUGAAUACAGCUGGACUGAAUUUGUUUUAAAAUGAGAAUUUCUAGUUGUACAGAAAAGAUAAUGUAACCAUGAAGUUGGCUUUAAGAGCCUGAACUGUAGGUUGAUUGAAGAGGCAGCCCUGGAUUGGUUCACUUGUUUACCCCUCACUAUCUCAGUUGGUAGUCCUCCUGUAAAAGGUGUUUGAUGUGUAUAACAAGGUUUACAAAUAGCAACAAUUCAUAUUUUCUACAGAACAAAUCAAAAUAUGUCAAACACCAUGGAAAUGGUACUGAACAAGCUGAUAAUUACAGUCCAUAAUGCAGAAAACAUUGUUAUGCAGCUGUGAGAGUGAAUCUAAAGCAAUUUACAAUGAAGCACCAAUCUUUGAACAAUUAUGUGUGUAAAUACUGUAUUUAUUUGUAAAAGAGUUUAUUUUUUAACAGCUGGCCAUCAAAGGGAAAUGGUACCAUGACUACCUUUGAUUCACCACCUGCUGCAGGAAGCUGCUGCUCAGAGAGACUUGUUCAUGAGAAGCCACCUUAAAACUUAGUAUGAACUGCUGAUCUCCAGCUAAGAGCACUGGAAUAAGGGACUCUGUUAAAAACCGUCUUCACAAGCAAAAUGUUAGCUUGAAUUUAAAGUAGAAUUAUGCUUUAUUACAACUUGUAUUUGACUGUAUUUUCCUAUAUAGUUUUGCCCAUCAGUCCUAUCUAUAAUUACAACAAUGUUCUCCAGGGCACUGGAAGUGAAUAAAGUUGUUGGGCCAGAGAAGAACCAGUUUUCACGACAAUUUGUCCAACCAUGUGUAAAGGCAAAAGGGGUUAUAGCUGUGCCCAAUGGCCACACUCAGUUCAAUUUUAUUUAUAAAGCCCAAUAUCACAAAUCACAAUUUGCCUUAGAGGGCUACAACAUAUGA